Mytilus californianus (California mussel) is the source of this 1911-nucleotide messenger RNA. Its product is annotated as heat shock 70 kDa protein 12B-like. The record is from RefSeq and is a predicted model, not a curated record. NCBI's taxonomy places the organism in Eukaryota, Metazoa, Mollusca, Bivalvia, Mytilida, Mytilidae. Gene Ontology annotation, molecular function: ATP binding; ATP-dependent protein folding chaperone. The transcript is spliced from 5 exons. Bases 158 to 1795 code for a protein of 545 amino acids.
UUAAAAAAGAGAAAAUAAAAGUAAAAUUCGAUAACAGUUUGUUAGAAGCAAGGAUUUAGGUAGCCACUACGUAAAUCCUUGUAAGAAGCAAGUUAAACUUUUAGGUACUUUAUAGGACAACGAAAUCAAUAGUUUGUUAAUUUGAACACGUUAAAGGAUGAGUUCAAGUAAGCUAUUAGUAGUUGCUAUUGAUUUUGGUACGACGUACAGUGGAUAUGCUUUCUCUUACAUAAGCCAAAGGGAACAAGUGUACACAUAUAAUUGGAGUAAAGGUAUCACACAGACUCCUAAAACCCCAACCAGCAUUUUGUUUACGCCUAGGAGGGACUUCCAUUCCUUUGGUUAUGAAGCAGAAGAAGAGUACGCAAGGCUAUCACAACAUAAAGAGAAUAGAGACUGGUACUUCUACAAACGGUUUAAACUAACACUGUACAAAAACGAAGAUUUAAACGAAGAAACGAAGAUCAGAGAUUACACUGAUAAAGAAAUGCUAGCCAUUGAAGUGUUUAGUGGUGGGAUACAUUAUUUAAAAGACCAUUUGUUCACUCAUUUUAAAGAACGUAUUCCACAUUUGCGUGAAGGUGAUAUUCACUGGGUACUAACAGUUCCAGCCAUCUGGGACGAGGCUGCUAAAAAGUUUAUGCGCAAAUCCGCAGAAAAGGCUGGCAUACCGGGAAGCAGGUUGACAUUAGCAUUGGAACCAGAAUGCGCCGCACUUUACUGUCAGUUAGGUGCUCCUAGAUCAGGCCUUUCACCGAUGCAACCUGGAGCCAAAUUUUUACUGUUAGACUGUGGAGGUGGCACUGUUGAUAUUACAGUUCAUGAAGUUCGCUAUGACAAUUCUUUGAAAGAAAUCCACAGGGCGUCGGGAGGACCAUGGGGUGGAAUAAAAGUUGACGACGCCUUUCAGGAACAUUUAUUAGAGUUGUUUGGGUUUGAACGUAUAGCUUCCCUCCCAAAACAUGACGUCAUAGAGUUGGAAAGAAGUUUUGAGCUACUGAAGAAAAAUGUUAACACCGAAGAUAAAAAUUACCAUAUGCAACUUCCUUUGAUCUUACGUCAGUCAGCAGAUAUAGGGAUUGGCACCCUAGUUGCUGGAAAACUGCGACUUAGUUCUAAAGUAGUUAAGGGUUUUUUUGAGAGACCAGCUGAACAUAUAUGCCGGAAAAUUCAAGAAAUAUUACUUUCCUUGAGACAACGCGACUUAGAUACCAUACUUUUGGUUGGAGGAUUUGCUGAAAGCAAGUUACUCCAAGAAAAAGUUCAAUUGAAAUUUCCAACAAUGAAAGUGUUAAAACCGAAUGAGCCUAGCGCAGCUGUCAUUAAAGGUGCUGUUGAAUUCGGUCACUGUCCAGAGAAGGUUCGUUACCGUAUGUCUCCUUAUACAUAUGGUGUUAAUAUAGUUACCCCUUUCCGCCAUGGGAAAGAUCCUAUCAGCAAGUACAUGGAAAUUGACCGCGAGGCGUAUUGUGACGAUAUUUUUGACAUUCAUGUGAAGAAAAACCAGUCGGUUGAAACAGGCACUGAAAUAUCAAACGAGGACUACCACCCAAUGACACAAGGACAAACAAAUAUGAACUUCAAAGUUGUAACUUCCGAUUCAUUAAGCCCCACAUAUAUCGAUGACCCGGGAAACAGAAUCAUAGGGAGCUUUGAUGUUCGAAUUCCUCAUGCCUUUGCUAGUAUGGAAAGAUAUGUAAAUGUUAAGAUGAUAUUUCGCGGUACAGAACUUGAAGUUGAGGCAAAAGAUGCGCAUACUAAGCAAAAAUAUAAGUCUUCAUUUAGAUUUGAAUAACAAGACUAACCUAUCUUUCACCUAUAAUUAUGGACAUAUUCUAUUUUCAAAAUAUUGACAUAUGUGUUUUUUCUUUUCUUUUUUUGCUGUUGUUGUAAUAAAUUGUCUUGAGUAAA